Bacillus rossius redtenbacheri is the source of this 2228-nucleotide messenger RNA. RefSeq lists its product as uncharacterized. NCBI's taxonomy places the organism in Eukaryota, Metazoa, Arthropoda, Insecta, Phasmatodea, Bacillidae. The record is from RefSeq and is a predicted model, not a curated record. Gene Ontology annotation, molecular function: nucleic acid binding. The transcript is spliced from 6 exons. Bases 253 to 1791 code for a protein of 512 amino acids.
UGAAAUAAAAACGUUAUGUUAACGGUAAAAAAAUAUUACGUGCCGAAACCGUGGUCGCGCAUUAAUAAUGUUAAUAGUCACUUGUUUGUUUUCUCUUUCAGCCGUUUGUCUGCAAUCUGCACUCUUUACGCCAUAUUGCAGUGUGUUUUAAUAUAUUACUGACCGUGAAAUAACGUACAGUUUGUGUUUCAGGAUUUUGUGUUAAUAUUGUGUAUUUUAACUUUGUUAUAUUAUUUAUUAUCUACUAUUGUAAUGAUGGAAUUUGUUAUCGUUUUGAUAUUUUGUGUGGUUCUUGUGAUUGCUGUAAUGGUAAUUGGUUCCGGGAUGGGGAAAGCUACUUCGUCGCAGCGUCAGAUGGACAUCAUUAACGUCGCUCAGAACUUAUAUGUUUUAAUUAGAAAAGGCGACUUGAAGAAAUGUGACGUUACGCAGACGACCGCGUUUCUUCUCAACAUCGCAAAGUCAACUGUUCUCAAGUACUACAAGAAAGACAUUGAAGAAGUUUCAACACCAGGAAAAAAGAGGAAAAAAAGGCCACAGGAAGGAAAGUCACUUGACACAGUCGACGAUUUCACAGUAAAUGCAAUCAGGAAUGCAAUUUACAGGAUGUACGCUGAAGGUUUGAAUGUUACAGUCGACACCAUUUUGAAAGAAAUCAGGGAAAGACAAAUAGAUUAUUAUGGUGGAAGAUCAAGUCUUCAUAAAUUGUUAAAGAAGAUGGGAUUUUCAUGGACAACUGUUGAUGGACGAAAAGCUUUGAUAGAGAAUGAAAACAUAGUAUUGCAGCGAAUAGAUUUCUUGAGAAAGUAUAAAGAAGAAAAAGAAAGAGGUGCCAAUUUCAUAUUUGUUGAUGAAACAUGGAUUUUCCAGAGAGGCAAGGCAUUAAUUUAUUUGAAAAUUUGUUCUGUGGUCCAAUACAAAGUAUUUCAUUUCCAUUUCAUAUAUUUUUCAGGAACUGUAUCAAAGUCAUGGCAGGACAAGAGUCUACAAUCUGCGAAGAGACGUACUGUUGGAGAUGGUAAAAGGUUUAUUGUUGUUAAUGCUGGAGGGCGCACUGGCUUUGUGCCAGGAGCAGGAUUACUUUUUGUUUCAGGUCAGAAGACUGCAGACUACCAUGGCGAGAUGAAUGGGGAAACUUUCUUGAUGUGGUUUGAAGACAUGUUGGUGCAUCUUGAGGAACCCAGUGUCAUCAUAAUGGACAAUGCUUCAUAUCACAGCACCCAGGUUGAGAAAACACCUACAACGAACUGGACCAAGGCUGCACUGAUCGCGUGGCUGGAGAAGAAUGGGAUAAAACAUGAAAAUAAUUUGUUGAAAGUGGAGCUGCUGAGAAUAGCUAAACAAAACAAGCCCCGAAUACGAUAUGAGGUAGACGAGUUGGCUCGUAACUAUGGCCACGAAAUUCUACGACUCCCACCCUAUCACUGCCACUAUAAUGCAAUCGAACUAGUUUGGGCUCAAUGUAAACACCAUUACAAUAGUAACGUGGGGCGGGCCAAGAGAUUUGACAAUGAUGCAGUUGCAGCCAUCUGGAAAGAGGCUCUUGAUGCUUCCACACCAGAGAGAUGGGCGAGGUGUGUGGAUCACGUGGAGAAGCUAAUUCAAGCAGACUGGGAGAGAGAAGUCCACAUAGACAGCGGCACCAUUCCUCCACUCAUCAUCCACCUCGGCGAGGAUAGUUCAAGUGAAGACAGUGACAGCGAAGAAUUUGAGGUUACGACACAGCAAGUAGAUGGAGACAGUGAAGUACUGGCAGUUCCUCUUGAUGAUUUACCCGGGUGUUCUUAUUGAGGUCUGUAUGUAAUAAACACCUGGGCAACUGUAAGUAUUGGGGUUUGAAACAUUUUUUUUUCUUUUAUGCAUUCCCAUUAAGUAUGUUGAUUACUGGAACUUUAUGUAUUAACUUUAUAUUACACGUAUUAUGAAAUUAAUAAUAAAUUUCAUUUCUGGAUUCGUAUAGGUGUAUGUGAAACAUUUUAUUUUGUUGUGUGUCUUCAUUUUUCAGUGAACUUACUUGGAAAACAAAAAGCCAGUCCCCAUCCAGGGCCACAAAUAAAUAAUGCAUAUAAGUGGUAUAGAAAUUACUGUCAAUUCUUCACCACAAUUUUACUGUUCAUAAAAUUAUGAUUUUGUCUAAUAAGUAUACUCAGGAAAAUGUAUAUAACCAUAUUUUUAUUUGUGGCCUUAACCGGCAAAAUGGUAGGGGUUUAUUAAAUAAAAGAAGAAAA